This is a messenger RNA of Corticium candelabrum, 1450 nucleotides long. RefSeq names its product TBC1 domain family member 13-like. The record is from RefSeq and is a predicted model, not a curated record. Gene Ontology annotation, molecular function: GTPase activator activity. The transcript is spliced from 16 exons. The coding region runs from base 54 to 1229 and encodes 391 amino acids. Gene Ontology annotation, biological process: intracellular protein transport; activation of GTPase activity. NCBI's taxonomy places the organism in Eukaryota, Metazoa, Porifera, Homoscleromorpha, Homosclerophorida, Plakinidae.
AUGUUCCCGUCCAGCGUACCUUCAACUCAUUUUUUAUUUCCUCUCCGUAGUCGAUGGCGGGGAGCUACAAAGCAAGGGUCGCCGAGUUUGACGACUUUCUCAAAUCAGACAAGUUUGACGUCGCGAGGCUGCGCCAGCUUGCAUUUGGAGGAGUUCCGGAAGGGAAGGGACGGCGGUCGUUAGUGUGGAAGCUUCUUCUGUCGUUUCUUCCAUUGAAACGUGCCGAAUGGGCGUCUGUACUAGACAAGCAAAGGAAUUCGUAUGACCAGUUUGUUCAAGAUUUGAUUGUUAAUCCGCAGGCAGAAGACAACGUGGGAGAUCAUCCGUUGAGUAAUGAUCCUGACAGUCAGUGGAGCAAGUUUUUCAAGGACAACGACGUGUUACUGCAAAUUGACAAAGAUUGUCGACGUCUUCUUCCUGAUAUCUCGUUCUUUCAACAUCCGACAGGCUACCCAUUUAAGACAGGCGGCAUGUCUCUAAGGACUCGAGUGGAGAGAACUGUCUUAGAAGCAAAGCAGGUGGGAACAAGUAGAGGAGGAACGAGGAAUAUAUCGGUAGUGCAACGGUCUUCUGUUUCAGAAGAAUAUUAUGUCCUUGCUGAGGGUCAAGAAGCACAUUGGGAGGUUGUAGAGAGAAUUUUAUUUAUUUAUGCAAAGUUAAACCCUGGCGUGUCCUAUGUUCAAGGAAUGAAUGAGAUUGCAGGUCCACUGUACUAUGUCUUUGCAUCUGAUCCUGACCCUGAAUGGCAAAAAUAUGCUGAGCCUGAUACUUUCUAUUGCUUCACGAGCCUCAUGUCGGAAAUAAGAGAUAACUUUAUCAAGACGUUAGAUGAUUCAGCUUGUGGCAUAGGUGCUAUGAUGGUGCAAAUGAUGUUGAUGUUGAAAGAGGCGGACUUUGAACUGUGGACUGCUUUGGAAACAAAGCAACUGAAGCCUCAAUUCUUUGCAUUCCGGUGGUUAACGUUGCUGUUGUCUCAAGAAUUUUUCCUUCCAGAUGUCAUUCGCUUCUGGGACUCUCUAUUUGCUGAUGAACAACAGUUUCAAUUUCUUAUUCAUGUCUGUUGUGCCAUGCUCAUAGUAAUACGAGAGCAACUAUUGGAAGACGAUUUUGCUACCUCCUUGAAACUACUACAGCGUUAUCCUUCGGUCGACGUUCAUCAGAUAUUGGAAAAAGCUGUUGAACUGAAAGAAAUAAUGAAAGUAGCUGCUGAUGUGACACACAGUGAAUGAACAGUGACAUGCACACUUUGCCUCCUUUUACAAUCAUAAUUUUUGAUACUCACGACAGUUUAUUUCAUUAACCAUAUACAGUAAUUGAGGCAUUUCUCUUAUCAUACAGCAUCUACUCCCUAAGUAUAUAAUACAAAGUGAAAACGUUGAGUUUACUGUUUCUGUUUUAUUUCAUUAAAAGAACUGCUGCUAAAUGUUUUCACAAUAGAAGGAUGGAUAAA